This is a messenger RNA of Mesocestoides corti, 606 nucleotides long. The record is from the annotation of a GenBank genome assembly. NCBI's taxonomy places the organism in Eukaryota, Metazoa, Platyhelminthes, Cestoda, Cyclophyllidea, Mesocestoididae.
AUGCGGUGGGUUCCGCUUGAGUCAAAUCCCGAUGUGAUGACCAAAUUUAUGAGGGAGUUGGGCGUUAAGGAACCCUGGUGCUUUGUUGAUGUUUUCAGUACGGAUCCUGAAAUGCAGGCUCUCGUUCCGUGCCCAAUAUUGUCUUUACUUUUCCUUUAUCCUAUUACGGACAAUUCCAAGUCCAUUGGUAUUGGGACUGUUUCGCAUGAAGAAAAGUGCUUUUUUAUUAAGCAGACUAUUGAUAAUGCAUGCGGAACCGUCGCAAUUAUUCAUGCACUUGCCAACAAUAUAGACGCCUUAGAUAUUACUGGUGAUUCUCCUCUGGAGCGUGCUGAACUACUGGAAAAAGAAGAGGAACUAAGUGAAUUUCAUGAAGACUGUGCACUGCAAGGUCAAACCGAGGCACCGGACUCGAGUUCUGAAACUAAUCUGCACUUUGUUGCGUUUAUCAACUCAGAUGGUCGUCGCGAUGGGCCUGUGUUACAUGGUGAAACCUCACCAGAGACAUUCCUGGCAGAUGCGUGCAAAGUUGUCGACCGGUUUAUGCAACGAGAUCCCGAAGAUGUGCAGUUCAGUCUAAUCGCCUUGACCAAAGUUGAAAAUUAG